Anopheles nili is the source of this 6592-nucleotide messenger RNA. Its product is annotated as SLIT-ROBO Rho GTPase-activating protein 1-like. Lineage: Eukaryota; Metazoa; Arthropoda; Insecta; Diptera; Culicidae. Gene Ontology annotation, cellular component: cytoplasm. Gene Ontology annotation, molecular function: protein binding. Gene Ontology annotation, biological process: negative regulation of cell migration; signal transduction. The coding region runs from base 1 to 4224 and encodes 1407 amino acids. The transcript has 13 exons. The record is from RefSeq and is a predicted model, not a curated record.
AUGAACGGCGUUACAAUGAUGGAUGAAAACGAUGUCGAUAUUAAGAGCCCGAUACGACGAUUGGGUUCAACGAGAAAGCUGAACCUGUUCAAUAAUAUCAGGCAACAGCUAAACGAGCAGCUUAAAUUUCUCGAUGUUCGAGUGGAAGCACAAAUUGCGCUCGUGCAAGAACUUCAAGACUUUUUCCGAAGGCGAGGUGAGGUGGAAUUAGACUACAGUAAAAGCUUAGAUAAGCUCGCAAAAAGUUUGCAGUUGAGACAUAAAGAGCAACGCCAAAAACGCGAGCAAUGGCCGAUGUUCUCAUCGUACUCUUGCUGGCAACAGCUUCUCAAUCAGACCAAAUCAUUGUCCAGAGAUCAUGCCGCCAUGUCAGAAAUUUAUUCGACCCAUUUAGUUGCUCGCUUGCAGACAGUCUGGGACGAUGUUCAACGUAUAUACAGAAAGUGUCGGGAGAUUGGCUUUGAAACGCAUGUCGAAAUAUUGCGAAUAUUGCAGGAACUGCAUACGAAUAUGAAAACAUACCAUACAUUGCAAACAGAAGCAAAAGAGGCAGAAAAGAAGUUGCGUUUGGCUGAGAACCAACGAAUGAAACUACAACAAAGCGUACCGAAAGAAAAACUGGAUCGUAGCAAAAAGUAUCGUCUGAUUGAAAAGGAGGUGCUGAAACGAAAAAACAAAUACACUGACGCAAGACUGAAGGCGCUGAAGGCAAAAAAUGAAUAUCAGCUGUGCCUCGAAGCUUCAAACACGACGAUUCAUAAAUAUUUCGUCGAAGACUUGAGCGAUCUAAUUGAUUGCAUGGAUCUUGGAUUUCACUCGGUUGUUUCCCGUGCACUUUUGAUGCAUGUGUCUGCUGAUCAAGGCCGAUGCCGAGCGGUGCUGCAUAACGCGGAAACGCUAUCACACAUCGUUAACUCCAUGGAUAGUCGGGCUGAUAAACAAAAGUUCCUUGAACAGCACAGUGCCGCUUUUAUGAUUCCCAAGCGGUUGGAGUUUCAGGGCCAGGAAGAAGAUGUAGAACCGGAGCUACAGAAGGCUUUACAUCAAGAAAUGGAGUCGCGUUUGCUGCAGCUGGAACAACGCGUCAAUAAUCUACGCAUGGAAUCGGAGGAAAUCUGGAAAACUCUCGAAACAGCAGAGAUAAAUCUGUUGGACAUACUCAAUACGAAAGAUUACGAUUGCACCGGCGCUUUUGGUGAUGGUGGAAUUGGCUUCCAAAAACCCGAGAACACUUCAGUAAAAUUACGAUCAGACAAGAACGAAAUCGAAGAGUUUUAUAUUACGAAAAUUCGAGAAUAUAUUCUCGCCACAUCAAGAAUAGCUAGACUAGACUCGAAAGCGGAAUACUUGCGGAACGCUUUAGCGAAAGAUUCUGCCAUCAAAACAGACACACUAACGAAAUCGAACGUUCCGAAGCGAAAGCGCAUCGGGCGUAUGAACAAGUCGGGUCGACCUAAGCUCUUUGGAGGGUCACUGGAGGAAUAUCUGGAAGUUUCUGGCGAGGAAAUUCCACUCAUAGUGCGAAGUUGCAUACGAGUAAUUAAUCUCUAUGGAUUACAUCAUCAAGGCAUAUUCCGGGUUUCAGGAUCUCAAGUAGAAAUAAGUAAUUUUAAGGAGGCUUUUGAACGAGGUGACGAUCCGUUGGCUGAAAUGACCGAUGCUUCCGACAUAAACUCAGUGGCGGGUGUAUUGAAGCUCUAUUUACGCGAAUUGCGAGAGCCCAUUUUUCCGCUAAUUUACUUUGAUCAUUUCGUUCAGCUAGCACAACUAGAAUCCAAGCAUGACAUCGUAUCCGGUAUACGAAAAUUCUUCCAAAGCCUACCAAAGUCUGUUGUGGUCGUCAUUCGAUAUCUUUUUGCCUUUUUAAAUCACCUUUCCGAAUAUUCUGAUGAAAAUAUGAUGGACGCUUAUAAUCUAGCGAUUUGCUUUGGACCAACCUUAAUGCCUGCGCCUGAAGAUAAAGAUCAAGUCCAGUAUCAAAAUCAAGUAAAUGAACUGAUAAAGAACAUCAUUGUCCACCAUGCCGAACUAUUCCCGAAGGAUCUGGGAGGAAUGCAAUAUGAAAAGUUUAUAACCUCAGAGACCUUCGAAGAUAUUGACGUAGGUGAUUCGCCUACGGAACAAGUAUCUGAAGAUCCUGACUCAGAGGUUUAUCCGUCAGAAGACGAGUCGGACACAUUUGAAGCAAUCGUACAAUUUGACUUCAAUGCACGAUCUGAGAGAGAACUUUCGCUGCGAAAAGGAGAUACUGUGAUGCUGUUCAAUCAGGUUUCCAACGAUUGGUGGCGAGGAUCAGUAAAUGGUAAAACUGGACUCAUUCCCGACAAGUACAUAUCGCUAAAAAUCAAGGAUGAAGAACGCGAUAAAAGUGAACACUUGAAAUCUUCUAGCUCAGAGGAAUCCGUCCGGAAACGUCGUCCAAGCGGAAACAUUUCUCUCAAUAGCCAACUAUCCAUUUGUACGCAGAAUUCCAAUACUCUCUCAAACAUAACGUGUGGUAGUGAUUACACCACAUCGACGAUAAGCGCUACAACGGCAUCUGGAGGUGGUCAUACUGCGCUUGGAAAUACAGUAGCAGGAAGCACAUCCACAGCCAGUGGAGCUGGUGGAUCUGUUUCUCUUCAAGCAUCAUUGGCAUCUCCUGGACAUCCGCAGUAUCACACGAUUCAACAACCCUCGCAGGUGGCUUCUGCUGUUCAUCAAUCAGCAUCAUCGCAACCAUCAUUACAGCAGCAACAACAACAGGUUGCCAUAGUAACACAUCAGCCACCGCUACCGUCCGCCCAUCAUCCACCUCCAGUGAUUGGAGAAAAGUUGAGCAGCGAUUUAAAGGAUCCCGACUUUAUCCACUACGAUAGUGUGGAUCACUUGAAAGCAUCACCGUACAACUACCAUGACGAACCGCAUUCCUUCGAAAACUCCUUCGAGUUCGUCGAAGACAUGACACUCUUCACAUAUGAGACUUCCAAGCCAUCUGAACCGAUCUACGCCGAACCGACGAAGAUUAAUGUCAAUCGUGAGAAAUCUCCAGCAGCCGAUAGUGGUACGAGCAGCAAUAGUAACGACGAAGAAUCAGACAACGUGGAAUUCCGUCCCAGACUUGGUGGAAUGGGAGAUCCACCGGAACAUAGUAAAUCGACUUUGGGUCUAAAUCGUCGAAGUGAAUCGUCGACCUUAUCUAUAAGCAAAGGCACAGGUGCUGAGAGCAAACCAUCGGCAUCUGACGACCAGUCCGAUCAAUCAAAACCGAUGCGCAAAUAUCACUCUAAGAGCUUCAGCUUGUCGGAAAACAAACUAUCUCUCGCUGCGGCCGGCAGUGGGUCGGCAACGUUAAACGUGUUCCAGCAAAAUCGCGAUUUAUGGCAAAAGCGAGCAACACAGAGCUCAUACCAAAAUCUGACGACAUCUCGCAUUCUCAGCCGAAAUCGUAUAGCACCAGAUUUAGUGAUGGAUUUACCCCUCUCGGCCAUAAACAAGGAAACUACGCAUGCUUCCCGGGAAUCGCUCGAUACCGAGCUAGAAGAUAUGACUUCAGCCGAACGUUUUGCAGCCCAAAACCAGUGUACGUUGAAGAAAAAUGAACGGUUUUCAAACGAGCCACCAGUUUACGAGAACAAUGUGGUGAAAAAGGAGGUAAAGUUGGACAUCAAAGGGACAACUGCUCUAGAUAAACCGAAGGCCGAGGUUAAACCGCAGGAAAUCAGUAUUAAAAAUUCCAAUAGCUCUGCCAUUCCGAUCUCUGCGCUAGUGGUGGAAGUUCCGAAGAUUUUCGAAGAGUGUUCCACCGAUCAAGAAGAUGAGCUGCGAGGUUCAUCAACGGCUGGUGAUGAUGAGGGUUCUGCGGCAACAGUGAGCGCCGCAGUUGCAUUUGAUGUGGCUGAUGAACCGGAAAUUGCCUCCAUUUCAUACGAUGCGGGACUCUCGGUGUCUGCAUCAUUGGCCUCAACAUCUGCGUCAAAAGAACUGAACAAAAGUCCGAUCCCUGCCCGCAACACACAAAAGUUUGUGUCACAGUUUGCCGAUUUGCAUCUUACUGGAGGAUGUUUGAUGAAAUCAGCUGAAGGAAUCGCUGCAGUUGCAGGUGGAUCGUCGUUGACGCAGGAACAGCAAGCGAAAAACCUGAGCUCGUUUAAGCCACAGGUGAAAGUUAAACCACAGAUUCUGAAGAAACCACAGGUUCUGCCACCGCAAACACCGGAAAUGCAACGUCGCAACGCCGACUAGAAGUGGGGGUUGUUCUCUCGUUCGAACACAUUCAACAUGUAAUCAUGUUCGUAUGUGUAGAAGGCGAAGAGAGCAGUACGCAAAAAUUCCACUCCGUAAUUUCUGCAUCGCAUCCGAUUCUCAAACUAAGUCACCGCGAACCAAAUGACUAGCGAGGAAACCAAUAUAUUUAUCCGUAAUUCUGGCUGUUGUGGCAUCAGAAAAGGAGUUUUUAAGGCGGAGGUAACAACAGAAGGAAAGAAAGAAGUAAAAAAAGAGCGAGUGGAUGCCAAUUGUGAACCACAAACCAAUAUUAAUUUCACUCAUUUUCGCACAAAAACCAAACCGAGCGAGUCAAUAAAUGGUCGGCUCGAUAAUGGUCAUUAAAAACAGUUAAUUAUUGCGUUACCAAUGACAGAUCGAACAACAAUCGAGCGUCAGGAGGAAUGCAGUUGUAGCGCUCGCUAUGCCUGUGGAUGGAGGAAAAACACCAAUAUUUCGAAUAUACAAAAUGAUAAUUGAGCGAAACGUUAAUGACUAAGACUGGAUCGGUACAAUAUGCAAUACUCGUAAACAAGCUAAAAGGAGAAGAUAAAAAUUAAACGUUAGACGCAUUAGCAGAAACUGUUAGGAAGGAUUAGCGCGUAGGAAUAGCAAGUAGAGGAUAUUGGCUGACUAUGGGGUUGAAAUUGAACUGAUUGGGUGCUGAAUGGAGGGGAAAAAAAGUAGGCAUCAAAUACUGUGGACCACACUGGCAGUGGUGCCUAUUUUUUAAAGUCGGUUCCGUUGCAAUUUGUUGCUUAAGUUGUGAUUUGCGUUAUAAUUGCAUACAACGAAACGAAAAAAAAAUGAAAAACACUUGUAAGGUUUUGUGAGAACAUGAAGAUGGGUUGUGGUUUUAUUUGCUGCAUUCUAAAUCGGACUGUGUUUUAAUGGUGCCGUAUGUAAAUCCGGCCAAUUUGGUUACACUAGAGUUGUGGGAAUGCGUGUAACCCAUGCUGUACAACAUGUAGCUGUCCUGGGGGAGAAAUCUGUAGAGGAUUAUAUAAGCAAAUCUUAGUGUAUUAUAAAUCACUAGACUCUUUUAGCAUGGCAAAUACACUGGAAGUGAAGGGAGCAAAAGAAAAAAACAUACAAAAUUUCGAAGAUAUUCAAAUCUGUGUGAGCCUUUUGAAUGCCUGCAUGUCUCUUCCAGUUACAAAUUAGAGAACAUUGUGAAAGAGAAAUCAAUGGAAACAGGACAGGGAAAGCAACGUUAAUCUUAGAACAAUGUAAAAUAUGAUCCAGCGCUCCUACAAUAUUUGACUGACUAAAGCACACGUGACGCUGUAUUUUGGCUAACGAAAAUCAUGAGUACGAAAACAUUUUGUUUUGCAUAUUUAUAGCAAUCGAGACCAUUGCUUCCCAUUAUUUGCCCAGCAAAUAGCAGUGACUAGUGGUCUCGUUACCGAAGAUCCAGAAGGUAUACGUAUUUUUUGUUGUAUCCUUACGUGUUAUCUGCUUUGCCGUCUAGAACGUCUCGCAAAUCGACCGUCUUGUCACGAUAGAAUAUUGGUUAUUGAGCGGGCAAUCACAUUGCCAUACCGUAAUGCUGGCAAAAAAAGCAUCCUCUAAUACUAUCUGCAAAUCGUCGUAUGUAGAUUUAUUCUAACCGUUAGGACAUCUGUCACAUAACACGCAUUCUCUUUGUCGUUCUUCUGAUAAUAGUCGCGAGAGAACAAGCAAAAGCAACAGAGCACAAAAGCUGAACUCAUAUGAAAAAAAAAUCAUUUGCUAUAUCCAGUAAAAGAAGCCCGUUUACUCAUGAUUUAGCCUGUAAGAUAUUUCGAAUAGUUUACCGCCAGUUAAGGGACUCUUCUCAGCUCUUAUCCCAGUGCGAGGCAUGCAGAGAGUUUGGUGAACUAGACUGGUUAGCCGGAUGUCCGCAGGAUACGGCUCAAAUCUGCGGUAUUUGGCUAUCUUGUAUUCAAAGUUUCGAAUAGGUCAUCGUUUGUUUUGACAUGUUCUUAUUCUUUCUGGUAAAGAUCCAGUCGAUAGGGUGUUGAUGGUAUCCUUACACGACUUCUUCGCAUACGAUUGAGCUGUACUAAACGUAUGCAAAACAGGGGUUAGUUUGUAUCCUCUUUUCGUCUAUUUUAUCGUGCAUUCGUUUCACCCUCUAUUGGAGUACAGAUGCAAUGCAUCAAAUCAAGCAGGUCAAACAGCAUGAAUGUAACUUUUCGCGGCAGAUGCGGCGUAGGUAUAGGAAUUGCAUUCUUCAAACGUUUCUUUAUACGAUGCUCUAAGAGUAGGUUGAUGAGUUAAUAGUAUGCUAAUAAGUGAUGAUGAGCACAAAGCAGGUAGAAAUAUUGGGUUGGUAAACAAAAUCUAGCUGCAACUUAUCAAACUA